AUGCAAUGCAAUUCGCAAAAUAUAAGAUUGACAAAUUCAUCUUUAGCUAAAUCUAGUAUUGUUGCAGAAUGUUUCAAUAACUACUUACCUAAAAAUAAGAAAAAAGUAUCUACAAGAAAUUACUUAAACUCUAUAUUUUUUAUACUUAUAACAUUAUGGUUUGUUCUGUUUUAUCUAUUAUUACAACUGAAUGAAGAAAAAUCUUUUAGACUAUGGUCAAGUGAAUGUAAUUUAAGAAAAUUAGCACAACAGGAAAAUGAGAUAAAUAAUAAAAGUCAAAACAUUCAAGGAAAUAAUAAAAAAUCUUGUGAAGAAAGUGAAUUUGGUGAUCAAAAUUCUUGUAAAAAUGAUGAGACUAAGGAUGAAAGUGAUGAAAAUCUAAUUAGUUUUUUUUCAAAGGAGUUUCAGACUAUGAUAGAUUGCAGUAUGGAGGGAGAUGAUAUUAUGUUAUGUCGUAUCAGGAGGGAUAAUUCUCAGUUAAGCAAUAGCCAGAGAAAUAAUCAUCAUUCAAGUGAUAACAUGGAAAAUGAUCCUAAGUCAAGUAAUGACACAUGUAAUGAAACCCAGUCAGAUAAUGACACUACAAAAUGUGAUCCAUGCCAUUAUGCAUUAGGAGAUUUUUAUUUUCCAUUUUAA
Messenger RNA from Plasmodium relictum, 636 nucleotides. RefSeq names its product Plasmodium exported protein, unknown function. The coding region runs from base 1 to 636 and encodes 211 amino acids. The transcript is spliced from 2 exons. NCBI's taxonomy places the organism in Eukaryota, Apicomplexa, Aconoidasida, Haemosporida, Plasmodiidae. The record is from RefSeq and is a predicted model, not a curated record.